UAUUUUUAAUGUUAUAAUUGUUUAUUAAUCAAAUUAUUGUUAUUUAAAUUGUUUAUUUGUAUAACUUUCGCGCGUCAGUGACUGACAGUGACCGACACUCCGACACUCGUUUAGGUUCUGUUUCUUACUGCGGCCGCAAUGUCACUACUUGAAGUUAAAGAUGCUGCCACGUGUAUUGUUAAAUAGAGAUUCAAAUACACGUCAAGAACAGAGCGUGUUAUCAGUAAUUUAGAAACUUAUAUAACUUUUAAAUCAUCCAACUUCUGUGACUUAUUUUUGGCUCAUAUUAUUUUAGGUAUAGGUGAAUUUGUUUCGAUUUGCAGAUUUUUUAAUUGAAUAUGGCAAAAGAAGAAGGUUUUGCUACAAAAGCUAUACAUGCUGGACAAGAUCCUUUGCAAUGGAUGCAUUGUUCUGUAAUACCUCCCAUUAUAUUGUCCACUACUUUUCAACAGGAUGCACCUGGAGAACAUAGAGGGUUUGAAUAUGGUAGAAGUGGCAAUCCUACAAGAAAUGUUUUAGAAACAUGUUUAGCUACCUUAGAAAAUGGGAAAUAUGGAUUUGUUUUUUCAUCUGGUUUAGGUGCUAAUACAGUAUUAUGUUCAUUAUUAAAAGCAGGAGAUCAUAUUAUAUCUGGAGAUGAUAUUUAUGGUGGAACCAAUCGUUUCUUUCAAAGAUGUUUAUCUUCACAAAGUAUUACAGUAUCUUUUGUUGAUAUGUCAGAUGUAAAUAAUGUUAUAGCCAAUAUAAAACCAAAUACAAAGAUGAUUUGGUUGGAGACACCAACUAAUCCUUUGCUUAAAUUAAUUGAUAUUAAAGCAGUUACUGAAACACUGAAGAAAAAAAAUCCUGAGCUUAUUAUAGUGAUAGACAAUACUUUUCUCACAUGUUAUUAUCAGAAACCAUUAGAAUUAGGAGCAGAUAUUGUUGUAUAUUCUUUGACCAAAUAUAUGAAUGGACAUUCUGAUAUUAUUAUGGGUGCAGCAGUUACAAAUAGGGAUGAUCUUGCAGAAAGAAUUAAAUUUUUACAAAAUGCUAUGGGCAUUGUUCCGUCCCCUUUUGACUGUUUUAUGGUUAAUCGCAGUUUAAAAACUUUGGAACUAAGAAUGCAACAGCAUAUGAAGAAUGGGUUAGCAGUUGCAAAGUUUUUACAAUCACAUCCUCGCGUAGAACGAGUAAUUCAUCCAUAUCUUCCAUCUCAUCCACAACAUGAACUUGCUCUUAAACAAAGUUCUGGUCAUAGUGGAAUGGUUUCUUUCUAUCUUAAAGGUGAUGCUACAAAAUUUUUAAAAUCACUUAAAUUAUUUACAUUAGCUGAAUCACUUGGUGGUUAUGAGUCUCUUGCCGAAUUACCAUCCAUCAUGACUCACUCAUCAAUUCCUGCAGAAACUAGAGCAGUAUUAGGUAUUAGCGAUCAGUUAAUUCGUUUAUCCGUUGGUCUUGAAACAGAACGGGAUAUCUUAGCUGAUCUUGACCAAGCUUUGAAUACUAGUUAAUAGAUACGUAUGUUGGUAUCAUUAAACAAAUUUUAUUUAUUGAAGCUAUAAACCUUGUAUGUACACAGAGUUAUAUAAAGCAUGUAUGUACAUGCAUAUGUUUAUUUAUUAAAAGAUUAUUUACAUCACUUUA
Messenger RNA from Osmia lignaria (orchard mason bee), 1626 nucleotides. The record is from RefSeq and is a predicted model, not a curated record. NCBI's taxonomy places the organism in Eukaryota, Metazoa, Arthropoda, Insecta, Hymenoptera, Megachilidae.